GUGUACUACGGAUCACAUAGAUACGCUAUCGCUUCCGAAAUUUAUUGUGCAUAAUGGCGGACAGAAGUACAAAACGACCAAGGAGCUCAGACAGAAAACAUUUGGAUAGUUCUGAGAUUAAAUCAAUGUUCAAAACAGUGAUGCGGAGGUUGAGUGCAAUCGAACAGGAACAGAAACGUUAUCGUCGAUCCCUAACCCCUUCGUUUGACUAUUCGACGGGAAGUGAUAAUGAUUUGGAUCAUUAUGACGACGAUGCUGACGCUGACGAGUUGAUUACAGGUGAAGAUGAGUCACAGAGUGUUCAAGGAAACAACAACGCUCCUGAGAGCGUUGCCGCUGACAACUUGAUACCAACAACAGUAAACAUUAGUUCUAUUCUCGGUGAAGAUGAAAUUCAAGAAAGGGUUUUUUUUCGGAGCCUAUACUUGAAGAGUUAGUUCCCCGCUAUACCAAGGUUUUGCUAGGCGGAUUGAAAGAGGAGAGUAUUUAUUUGGUAAAGAGCUAGAAACCACCAUAGAGGCUGCAAAGAAGCUUGAAAAGUCUGGGGAGCAGCUGAAGAUUAAAAAAUAUAGGCCAUCUUUUUCCACCAGUGCCACUACUUCAAAACAGGGAAACUUCCGGCGCCCAUUUGCAAAGGGAGUGCAACAGAUGGGUCAAAAAGUUCAGAGACGCACUCCAUCGCAAAACAACAACCCGAGAAGAUCCAAGACUCAUUACUAUUCUCAGAGUCAUCGUAUCAACAGCAGCGUCGAGAGGAGACGCCGUCAUUGAAUGAUUCAGUGGAAUCACUAUCACAGCAGCAGCAGUGUCUAGAUGUGACACAGUUCUUAGAGGUUAGUAAGCCGUGUGGCGGAUUACUACCUUUUUCCAAUAGGUGGAAAAAGCUAGGUUUUCAUAAGAAGGUUAUUUCAUAUAUAACUGGUCUAAAAAUUCCUCUUAUUAACAAACCCAGACAAAAAACGGCUCCUUUAGAGCCCUUAAGGUCAAAAAAAAAGAAUGUGAUGCUAUUGAUAUUAUUAUUAAAAAAUCCUUGCAAGAGGGAAUUUUUUCUAUAGUAAAACCCUGUAAAGAUCAAUUUAUUUCAAAUGUUUUUAUCGUGCC
This is a messenger RNA of Acanthoscelides obtectus, 1101 nucleotides long. The record is from the annotation of a GenBank genome assembly. Lineage: Eukaryota; Metazoa; Arthropoda; Insecta; Coleoptera; Chrysomelidae.